GGCGGCCCCGCUUGGCUCAGGGCGGCAGGGGCGGUUCCCUGACGGCGUCAGUCGCACCUGGCUGGCUCUUGGUUUAUUGGGAAGUCGCCGUCCUGCGUAGGAGUGUGUGAAAUGCCUUAUCUUUGCAUCGUUAGACAUGGAAGUAAUGAAACCUUUAAUUGAUGAACAAAAUUCAGAUGGUAUCUCGGAUGAAGAGCAUGAAAAUAAUUUCCUGCCAGUUGAGAAGCAAUACCAGCUUGAUAAUGAAGAAGGCAUUACGUUUAUACAAACACUUACACACCUCCUCAAGGGAAACAUUGGAACUGGGCUUCUUGGUCUCCCACUUGCAAUAAAGAAUGCUGGCAUUGUGAUUGGACCAAUCAGCCUUGUGUUCAUAGGAGUUGUAUCUGUUCAUUGUAUGCACAUCUUGGUACGUUGCAGCCACUGUCUAUGUCAGAGGAUGAAAAAAUCCUCACUGGGGUAUAGUGAUACAGUUAGUUAUGCCAUGGAAGUGGGGCCCCUGACUGCUCUUCAGAAACGAGCUUCUUGGGGACGGUAUAUUGUGGACUUUUUCCUAGUGAUAACACAGCUGGGAUUUUGUAGUGUUUAUGUUGUGUUCUUGGCAGAAAAUGUGAAACAAGUCCAUGAAGGAUUCUUGGAAAACAAGACUGCUCCAAUAAACGUUAGUGCUGCUGGCAGUUCUUCUGAGAAAGAGAGUACUGAUUUACGAAUAUACAUGCUGUGUUUCCUGCCAUUCAUGAUCCUUCUAGUCUUUAUUCGUGACCUUAAGAGCCUGUCCUUGUUUUCAUUGCUUGCCAAUCUGUCUAUGGCUGUCAGCUUGGUGAUCAUUUACCAGUAUAUUGUUAGAGAUAUCAUAGAUCCUCAAAAACUGCCUCCUGUGGUUGGCUGGAAGAAAUACCCUCUGUUUUUUGGGACUGCAAUAUUUGCUUUUGAAGGAAUUGGUGUGGUACUUCCUUUGGAAAACAGAAUGAAGGACACCACUCGUUUCCCACAGGCGCUGAACAUUGGCAUGGGAAUCGUCAUGACCUUGUAUAUCUCACUGGCCACUCUGGGCUAUCUGCGCUUUGGGGAUGAAAUCAAAGGCAGCAUAACUUUAAAUCUGCCACAAGAUAUAUGGUUGUAUCAGUCUGUAAAAAUUCUGUACUCCUUUGGGAUUUUUGUGACCUAUUCAAUUCAGUACUACGUCCCUGCAGAGAUUCUCAUUCCGGCUGUCACCUCCAAAGUGGAGCAGAAGUGGAAGUUACUCAGUGAGCUUGUGGUGAGAGCACUACUAGUCUGCUCAACCUGUGCUGUGGCAAUUUUGAUCCCUCGCCUGGACCUGGUGAUUUCUUUUGUAGGAGCUGUCAGCAGCAGCACUCUGGCACUGAUUCUGCCACCUCUGGUUGAAAUCCUCACUUUCUACAAGGAAAACAUAAGUUUAUGGACAGUAUUUAAAGAUGUUUUCAUAGCUGUCAUUGGAGUUGUUGGAUUUUUAACAGGAACAUAUGUGACAGUUGAAGAAAUCAUUUAUCCUGCAUCCACAGUUCUAGCUAACGUAACGGAGAGCAUCUCUGCAGAUUUAAAUGCUACAAACUUAGGGGUUGGUUUAAAGUAACAACCAGGCACUGUGAACUGUUUUAUUCCUUAACAAGAAAUAAUCCUAGAUGGAUGGCAGACCUACGUGUGGGACAAAUUCUGAUGGAUUUUAAAUGAAUUCUUGACAGAUAGCAUGUGGCCCUUUCAGUUCUUGCCUUCAUUACUUGCCAUCUUCUACCUGAAUUAACUCCUCUGCUCUCAACCUCUGCUCAUCUGCUGAAAAACUGAACUGAUGUCAGGAUUUAAACUACAUACAUAAAAACAGGAAGGAAAUAUGAUUUUAAGUUAUUUGUGAGACAAAAAGAAUAAUUUUUAUAAGGAAGUCAAGAUGCCUUCCUUCUCAGAAAAGGUGGAAGUCAGUCCAUACCUCAUACCCAGUCAGCAAGUCUAGGCACUGCUCUUUUCACUGCAGCUCUGUUGUGAGGGUUGCAGUGGGAGCCCAGUGAUGCAUAGACCUUCUUUUUGGCUGUCUCUGAGGUGGUGAAUUGCACCUCAGUGAAGCAGAGACACUUUAGUUUUAAAAAAGAGCAGCUGAACUUUUCAUUUCCAUUCUAGGGACUUUAGAGAAGCCAUAGAGAAGCUUUUGGAUAGUUGUAGUUGCCUGGCUCUGGAUCCUGGGAGUCGGUAUGUCUGGAAUCAGAAUGCACUGUGCAGAAUGACUCUGACUCUUGUUCAGUCAUUUCACAUUGGCUUCAAGGGGAGUUCAAGCAGCUGGAAGGACCAAGCCCUUUCCGUUUAGUAUAGCAGACCACUGCUGGUGGUGGGUUAAAUGACAGUAAGCAUAAAGGCAUUUUUGUCAUAUUCACCAUCUUAACAUUUAAGCUGAAGAAUGUACAAGGCUGUAAGGUAAGGUUUAGAAGUAAAGGCUGCAUCUUUUAUUAUACCAGAAGGUAUCUAGGUAGGAGCAUUCUUGUCAUUUUACAUGAUCUGUUACUAUAUGUUCCUGUACCAUGAGCUGUUCAGCCUGGUCAGACUCCUUCUCCAGGGAGAGGGCAACUGUGAUGCUCAGCAGAGCCGUGGAGGUCUGACUGUCCAGAGCAGCUUAAAGAUUCAUGAUGUUAAUUUCUGUAUGAGGAAGUAAAGGGUGAGACACUGCUUUCUAGAAUGGAGCUUGUGCCAUACUUUCACAGUGUAAGUGUAUAAGCUGUGAGUGAUUUGUGAAAGAAUUUGUGAUUCCACAAGACUGUGAGCUGAGGGGGGCACCAAGGAUGUCUGUUUUGAAACACUUUCUUCCUCAAGGACACCACAUGCCUGCAGGUUGUCUGAAGAAGUGACUCAGGACUUGCUUUCAACUGCUGGUACUUUGUAGAGAGGUACAGUUUAUGUAAGACGUAGGGUAUACAUGUGAAAAUACAUUUUUUUUAAGAAAGUAAUUAUAUAUCCGUUUUGGAUUUUGAAUGAAAAGUUACAAGAUGUUAUUUAUCAGAUCAAUAUUACUUCCAUGAUGCAAAAACAUUCCACACCACAAAUGAUAAGCAGUUUAUUAUUGUACAAUGUCCGUACAAAUGUACGGAAUACUGUAUUUUUUUUACUUAUUUCUAGAAGUCUGUAGACUGCCUAUCUGUAUUGCUGGAUGUUGGAACAUAUAAUAAUUAUUUUUGCAUUCUUAUGUUCUGCCUUAAAUAGGAUCUAACAUACCCUUUACUCAUUGUUGCUUCUGUUGUCUGUUUUGGAAGAAAAAAAGAACAAGUUGGUAAUUGGGUAGAAAUUAGUUUUGUUCAGCAAGCCUGUGGGCUGAGCCCCUAGCCGGAAUCCUGAUUUUCAGGGUUCUUAUUUGACUUUCUGGCUCACACUACAUCGAUGACUUGCACUCCAAAUGCUAAAGCUCUAUUUUUGGUCUUGUUUUCUAAAAGCACUCUAUAUUUUGUACAAAAACAGAACUGUAUUUAUCAUAUUAAUUUUUGUUAUGAAGAAACUCCUUUUUCUAAGAAAUAUUUUUAAUUAUAACAUUCCCCCCAGAAAUACGAUAUGCCAAAACCUCUCUACCGUAUUCAUAUAAAUUAAGAUAGAAAUAGAUGUAAUAUUUUUCUUGCCUUCAGCGUAUUCCUCAGAAAUCUACCAUUUGGUAAUCUACCAUUUGGCAUUACAGUGCUAGAGUAGCAUACUGCUAGAUAUAUCUAUAUUUAUAUUUUCUCUCCAGAACAUUUCCCUAGUCAUCUACCAUGUGGUGGCUGUAUUUGAGCACUUUCUUCUCCAUGUUGAUGAGGGCAUUUCUAACAGGGAUUCAUUACAGCAUGUAGUUCAAAUUGAAUGUUCUUUGGUCAAGCAAUAGUUCUGAGUAAUGCUGUUAUUUUAAUUUUAGCAUGAACAAAGUUAAAUACUUGGUAUGCCCUUUAAAUGGAUGAGUUUCUGCAGGUAUAAUACUAUAGAGUUAAUCUUUCGUGUGAAAGUGCAACAGGGGAGCAAACACAGUUAGUUAGCAGAGAGGCAAACUUCAGCUUUUCAUCUUAAAGCUUUUUUAGUCUGUAAGCUGUUCUAAAAGACAUUGGAUCUAAGUGUUUCCAUCUGUUCAUAAUGAAUCUGUUGUUUACCUAAACCAUACACUGCACACUGAUAGAAUAUAUUUCUGUGCAGCAUAUUUUACUUGACAUUAAAUACUUCUACAUGGAACAUAUUUAGUAGGACUGAUAAGAUUUAAUGAAAGUUAUUUUUCCUGUUAGUUUUGCACCUUUCUACCUGUCACAGUCCACUCAGUGGACUCAUGACGGUUCAUUUACUAUGAUCUCGAAGGUGCAAAAUUAAGGCAACCAACACCAAAGGGGAGCAUCAAUCAAACAGUGCAACUUUAUUGUGUUGCCCGUGAAGUGGCACGUGAUAGUAAGAGAUGGGUGAAAGAAAGGGGGAAAGGUAAGUUUAGAGAGAAGAGAAGGAGAGGUUAUAGCUACCACUGCUGGUCUCAAGACAUCCUAAUGGUCCUGGGCCCAGCUAAUGCUCCGUUAUCGAUCAUCGUGAUCGCUGGUAGGGAAGCUUCAAAUUUUCAGUGUCCAGAAGUCAUCUUUUAUGCUUAGUGACACACUUUGCUCUUCCUCUGCCUCAGGGAUCUCUGCCCUUCUCGAGCGAGGCUACCGCGCAUGCACUAGGGCAUGGUUGGUCUUAGAGGUGGGUAGUCUUCAACCAGGAGGUGUGUUUUGGUAUUAUAAUGAAGCAGAGUUCAUCUAAAGUUCAUGACAUUAUGGCAACGGUUGCAAUGCAUCUUUUUUGGCAGUAGUUAUGUGGUCAUCUCUGUCAGCUCCAGUUAGGCUCAGGUACCGAGCAAUAGCACAACACUCUGUACCGCAUGGCUCGGGUAUGAAGAAUAGCACUGCACUCUUUGUACCACAUGGUCCAGUAUUCCGAAGAAUAGCACAGCACUUGUUGCUUGUUGUAGCACACAGUUCUGUAUUCAAGAGCCCUUGCACUGCAUUCCACUCUUGGGAUUGGCAGCUGUGUUCUAAAGAGGUUGUUGUCGGGUACCUUAUGGUCUGUGUCCCUGAUGACAGUGUUGAGACAAUGCUGAUCUUCUGACCAACUCUUACACCACCCAUGUGUGUUUGGAGAAUAAAGGACUAUCAAGUCCAUUCAUAUCAUCUGUUCUACAUUGAUUGUAUCCAAGUGAGCAGUUCUGAGAAGAUGCUUCUGCCAGGUUGCAGAAAGACUUGAGCACUUCAGAGUUUGGUGGUGAUUUUUGGCUGGUACAAGUGAAUACUGACAUGAUACUAUCAGUGAAGAUUUGCACGCUGGGUACCUAGAACCUAAAUAGGCAGCCUUGCUGUUCAGGUGAAUAUAGCAUCUCUUUCUGAAAGUUGGGCGACUUGUUUAGAAACUUGAUAGGUUUGAGGAAUGUAAGCUUAGCUAUCAAACUUUGCAUCAUCUGGCCCAAAUAAAAACCCUUAGACAUCUUACUGCUGUGUCUGACCGGGGAGCAGCCUGUUGAGGAGCAGAUUUUUGGACUGAUGUAUUGCCACUGACUGAUCAGAUAUGAAGUAGUGUGUUUAUGCAAUGGGACAGUGUUGCCAUGUCUGACAAUAGUGUAUCUUUUGAAUCUUUAAAAUGUUUAUUAAUAUAUUUUGCACAAUGUCAAUUUUCUCCUACAGUGUAGGAUUUUUGUUAUUUUAACACUCAUACAGUACAUUUGAGCAGCCUGCUCUUUCAAAUAGAAGGAGUCAGGAAUCAGAGUAUCUUGCUUUGCAUAAGAUCAAAAUGUCAUGUAGUAAAAACAUGUCUGAGUAAUAAGAGUGUUCCUGCAAAAUAUUGCCAAAGAUAUAAAAAAUGGGAAAUUCUGACAGAAACCUCUAAUAAGUGUUCAUUCAGCUUUUAAAGUACUGUAAUAUAAAUUGCAAGUGAGGAUGCAGGUAGUGAAACUGAGAGAUAUAAUAGGUAUGGUUUACAUUAAUAUAUAUUUAAGAUGGAAAUGUACUUUAGCACAAGCUAAAUUAAAACUGAAAAAUCUAUGUGAUUGACUUACGUUCCUGCCAAGGAACAGAAAGCUUAUUGUAUUUAUAUACUGUACACUUAUAUUUUACAAUAUAAUAUUGUUAACAGUUUUAGUGUAAUUUAAUCGUUAGCUUCACUAUAUGUAACUGGAUCAUUUUCUUGUAAUUGUUCAUCCUCAAAUAUUGGGCAAGUAAGAGGAUGGGUUUGCCUAAUGUUCUGUAACUUAAAUCUUCUGUAUCAAUAAAAAUUACAAUAAUAUUA
This is a messenger RNA of Athene cunicularia (burrowing owl), 6249 nucleotides long. RefSeq names its product solute carrier family 36 member 4 (gene SLC36A4). Gene Ontology annotation, molecular function: L-alanine transmembrane transporter activity; L-proline transmembrane transporter activity. Gene Ontology annotation, cellular component: vacuolar membrane. The record is from RefSeq and is a predicted model, not a curated record. NCBI's taxonomy places the organism in Eukaryota, Metazoa, Chordata, Aves, Strigiformes, Strigidae. Gene Ontology annotation, biological process: amino acid transmembrane transport; L-alanine transport. The transcript is spliced from 11 exons. The coding region runs from base 137 to 1594 and encodes 485 amino acids.